Messenger RNA from Aplysia californica (California sea hare), 6470 nucleotides. Its product is annotated as coiled-coil domain-containing protein 24. The transcript has 9 exons. Bases 115 to 1584 code for a protein of 489 amino acids. Lineage: Eukaryota; Metazoa; Mollusca; Gastropoda; Aplysiida; Aplysiidae. The record is from RefSeq and is a predicted model, not a curated record.
AAACAAUAUGGUGGUUUACAGGGAAUGCGGGAGUGAAAUACAGAACGGAUGUUAUGAGUAAACUGUUGGAAAAGUGGAGACAGGGAUCUAGACUGUGAAACUCUGUGCCACAAUAUGCAGGCGUAUUCUCCUCCGCCUUCCUUGUGGGGACUUGUUGAGCAGCAUGUUUGCUCCAAUGAAAGAGAGGAGCUUAAAGGCAUGCUGGGAGUAUCUUUGGUUGAUCAAAGCCUUGAACUUCAUGAUGAGGUUAAUAUGCUGCUGGACAUUUGGCGUGAAAUGAGAGAUGAAGAAGAAAACAAUGCAACUGCCCGAAGAGGUUUACCUGAGCCACCAAACCAACGAGAGAGGCUGAUACAAGAGAUCUGUUUCUUUGUCGAUAGUGUGAAGGAAAAGGCAAAGAGGAAGGGCUUUGACCCUGAUCAUAUUUUCAAGAAACACAAUUCAUCUGUAUUGGAUUAUGCCAAGGAACAAAGUCGACCAGGCUCUUCAGCUGGACACUCAUCACGUUCUUCAGAUGGUAGAGAAACCCCCUUGAUGGUUGUAUCACCAGACAGGCUGAGUGCAGCUUAUGAACUGGAAGAUGGAAUUGAGGCUGUAAACAAACAGCUCAACUACCUAGAUUUUGACAGGGUUUGUGAAAAUCUCAGGAAGACACUUGAGGAUGAAGUAAACCAGCUUCUCCGUGACAUCCAGUUUCUUCAAGGUUGUCUCGACUGUCAGGCAGAUGUACGAGACUGUAUCACGCCCAGGAACACAUCAAGGGAACCCACUCUCACAGAACUGCGAGAAGAAAGAAGCCAAUUAGAAAAGGAUCUUCUGUCAUCUGAUGUCAUCGCUCCGACCCCGGCUGUUAAUAAACCGCUGUUCAACAAUACACACAGAGUUCUUCCUGCCACCCCACCCAGCCCAACUUCUAAGGUGGCAUUGUCAUCUGCAACUCCAAGCCGCAUUGCCCCCUUGAGAGCUGACCACAACAUCGGUGCCCCUAAUAUCGGAACCAACAUUCUGAAAAUUUCGAGUUCAGGAUUUGAGGCUGGUGAUUCAGUGGGCCAUCAGGUCAAACUUACUACGACAGACCAUCAUGGCCUGAGUCCUUCAGGCUUACGUUCUCUUGCGGAGAACUCAAAUUCAGGCGCUGAGGAAGUAAACGUAGCCAAUAGACCUGAAAUCGGAGCACGGGCAACGAAGAGCGAUGGAGAUGUUGUUUCUCCUCACCCCUCCUCUUUAUCUUUGCUGAUGGAGAGUGGCAGAGGAGCGCCAAGUGGUAGUGCCAGUCUCCCUCUACCCACGCCGCCUUCUGUCAGUAAGCGAGGGGAUGGAGUGACUUUGAACCCAGCUCGGCGUCGAACGGCCAGCCCUGGGCGUGUGCGAGUGGUAGAUGUGACAAAGAUUGUGGACUCUCGACUUGGUAAGAGCUGUGUGAUAACUCCUCCUAAUGGCCAGUCUGCGACAGUGGCUGCUGCUACAAACUCUGACCUCAGUGAACAGCCAUUAGUGUCAGCCCACGAUGGCACUGCUGCAUUGCGACCCAGCUCUGCAAAUCGCUUUAGGAAGAUGGUGAUGGGUUGUCGGGAUGGAGAGUGAAGUUGUGUGAGCUUUUUUUGUGCGUAGGUAAUUUCAUGUACGGUAUGUGAGUAUAAUAUACCCGUGUACCGUACAUGAGAACGCCUACUUAUUGUGUGUGUGCUUGUGCAUGCUAGUGAGAGUUUUGAGUAUGUGUUUUGGCGUUUGUCUGUGUUUGUGUGAACUUGUGUAAAUAUAUGGUAGCAGGUGUGUUCGUAUGUAUAUAAGUGUAUAAAUGUAUGAGUGCAUGUGCUGUGUACAUAUGUGUGUAUGUGCAUGAGUGUGUAUGUGUGUGUUUAAGAGUGUUUUGUGUGCUUCCAAAGAUGUGAAUGAGGGAGUGACCGACAAAGGAAAAAAUGAUAAAAAUUAAGAAAAAUAUGAUAAUUCAAAAGGAUUGUGUGAACUUUAACUUUAGAAUAAAUAUUGCAUAUGAGUAAGAGGGGGAUGGUGAAAUAGACGGAGAUAGCACACAACGGGUUAUAUGUCACUGGUGUAAUUGUCAAAAAUUGCAGUAUCCAUGGUGAAAUGGUUAGGUUCUUUGCUAUUGCAUGAAGAAAAUAUGAGUACAAUUCCUGUGUGAGGUAAUUAUUUUUAUCAAGUAUCUCCAUUUGUCUGCUUGGAUACUGCAUCCCAUUCGGCGAGGAUGGCGUGACCCUGAGUGGCAGGGCGAGGCAUCCCUCCUUAUAAAGAUGCAAAUUGUGUCAAAGGGGCAGUAAAACAUUUACAAUCCAUCAAGAGUCAAGUUUAAUUUAUUCACCAUCCUUUUUAAAAAAGGAAAUAUGCGCUUAAAAUUUUUUUUAAAGCAAUACAGGUUUUAUCCUGACUAGAAAGACAUCCAAGGACUAUAUUCAUAGAUAGUGCUGAUGACAUUCCCCUGGUGUAAAUCAGAACUACACGUGUCUAUUUUUUUAGACCUGAUUGAUUAAAAUUGCCUCAUCCUCUUUUGUAUCAAAAUAGCGAGGCAAAGAAAAUGAUGAGGCCUCUACUAUAGGCAAUGCAUGCAGGCCUUCAAAUAAGAUACAGUUGAAACUGUCUAACUUGGUCACCCAUUGUUGAGGAGAAAAGUGGCCAUCUUAGACUGGUGGCCUUCUCACACGGUGUCAUUAUAAUGUAAAAAAUAAACAAGGAAGGCGAUAGGAGGUCGUUUUUGUACAGGAGAUUGUCUUAUACAAGUGGCCAUUAGAGCAGGUUCAACCAUAUUUUGAUUGAUGAGCAGCUGUGUCAUCAGUCACAUUGAGUGACACAGUAUAAUGCCCGAAUCAGGUGGUUUGAAAACAGAGUGUGCCAAAUACAUUUUGUGAAUAAAAGCAUGUGUUUUCAAACCCAGGAUACUUUGUGAUAUUUUGUAAUGCAUAAACUUAUGAUUCGUUACAUGAUAUUUUGUCCUUGUCUUUUAUCCCUGCUGAUACUUAUGGAGUCACUGAUGCACUGUUUGGACUGAGGACUGACCAGAACACAGGUGUCAAACUCAAGACCCAUGUCGACCCAGCAAACAAUUAUAUCUGGCCCGUGAGAUAAUUUUAGGCAGUCCAUCCUGAGAAUAUCCAUGACACCCAUAACACAGAAUCUUAUACUUAUUCCAAACGUAAACUACUUGCUACCUAGAUGUCAACCAUCUAGCUCUGACAUAUGCAUGAGAAUGAAAAUUGAUAUGCCUUGAUCUGUUAUUAUUUUAAUAAUUAUUGUCUGUUUUAAUUUGUUUAUAUAAUUGUUUUAAAAAUGUUUUGUUUUCCACUGCUGAAUGAGUGUUUAUCCAGUUAGGCCGGCAACCUAAAGGCACUUAAGUUUGGCCCCAAGUGAUUGAAUUUGACACCCGUGGAACAGAGUAGAGAUAGAGACUAAUUGCACUGCAAAGACAAGUACAAUGUACUUAAGUGAAUCGAAUUCGUCGAUUUACAGCGAACUUAAAGUGGAUUUCUGAGGAUAAAGAUGACUGGGGUUUUCUUUGAAUGUGGGUUUUUUAAGGUGCAGUCCUUUUGGGCAAAUUUAAGUUUUUAUAUGUUUGCCUUGGUAAAGUUUCAUUAUCUUGAAUGUUUUGAGCCAAGGUUGGAAAUGUAGAUAAACCACUGAUGUGAGUCCCAUGCGAUGAAUGGCUCAUGUAGAUCAACACCUGGAGUGUUUCUUGGGCAAUGACCCCAUUCACAUAGUUAGAUCCACGCUUACAGUGUCAGCAGUGUUAGUGUGGGCUGUAUUUUCCUUUUACCUUGAUGCUACUGCUGUGCUUCACAUUAAUCACAUUGGCACCCUUUACCAUUUCAUAAGAGGUGCCAGAAGAGGCUGUGACCCCCAUCAUCACUUGGUCAUAGGGUACCUUGCAUUUUGAUAUGUGCUCAACCUUAACCAUUAAUAAUUCAUUUAUAGAAGUACCUGCCAUCCAUGUCAAGGUGCUGUUUGGUCUCUUUCGUUUCUAUUUAUCAAUUUUUUUUUUUCCAUUUCAUAGUUUAUUCUUCCAGUAUCUGUGGUUUUUAAACCUGGAUUUUGCCUUCACUUCUUUUACCACAUACUAUAAUUUAUAUCAAGCCCCUCCCUCCCUACACCAUGAACGAUUAUCAGUAUUAUUGUCCCCACCUGCAAAAUGCCAUUACUAUCAAUACUACAAAUUACUGUAACAUCUUAUGGCUUCUAAAGCAGGUGGGAAAUGCAUAUUUUAUGCUUGGUUGAGAGUCGGAGGUGACUGUAACAAAUUUCUUUUUUUGAAGAAAAUGAUUAAUUAUGUAUGUUAAAGUUCAAAUUGGAAACACGAACAGUGACACAUUGGGAAUGGUAAUUGUAGCAAAACUACUAAGCGGAUUUAUUUGACAUUUGCUGACAUGAUGGAUCAUCAUUUAAAUACCUCAGUUUUGUCAUUUCUGAUAUUCUUGCCAAAAGAGGCAAAAUCGCUUCUGGCUCUCAGCCAAUGAUUACUUAUUUUCUUUAAUAAAAGCAAUACCUUGUUAAACCAUAAUGACGAUGCAUAGUACAAAUGAGUCUGCUUUAACAGAACACAGUUAAUCUGAAAAGAGCGGUAAACACAAAGAAAAUAGAGUCUCCACUUCUUUUUCUUUUAUUUUAGCAACUUUCCUAUACCAAAACCACGGCUGUGUAUAUUGUAGAAAAUCCUGUAGUGCAGUAGGUUUCGGUUUAGGAGGACUCAACUGUAUUUUGAUACAUGCGGAGUGGUUUUUAAGUUUGCUUGGAACCUGUAAUUUAAGAUGCUUUGGUGAGUCUAAGGGUCUGUCCAAAGAUUGUGUGUUUGUGUCUUGAUCUUUUCAUAUAUUUCAUCUAGUCCUCAUUUUCAACAUACAUGUACUUGUGAAAUUAUGGGGGAAAAUGAUUGUGCCAAAUUGUCUUGCUUUCUUACUGAGUUUAUUUACAGCACCAGGUUUUAUCAGGUUCUUAACAAUGGUUUGUACUUCCCCUCAUUAUUAAGUACCAUUUCAGUAGAAUUUAACUUCAUCUUUGCCUUGUCCUAGACAAACUCCGCUUGAUAGGGUGAUGUUAACGGUGGAGUCAAUGAAAAGGUUUGCCCAAAGCUUAGGUGUUGCCUUCAUAAAUUGCUUGACAGGAUGAUAUAGUUUGGCAGGCAGUGAAGACAUUUACCCAGUGGGUAAGUGUUGCUUUCAUAAAUGUUGCAAACAAGGGAUUUUUUCCCUCUGUGGUUUUAAGCUGCUCUCAAGAGAAUAUACUGGAAUGUUUAUCUUUAAAUUUAAAGCAAGUUAUUUUUUAUAGAUUUUCUGUCUUUGACCGCAAUCUGAAUGAAGAAGCCAUUAUACUUUUAAAAAAUUAAACUGAAAGUAUUGAUUGUAAACUAAAAAACAGGGUAAAACUGGGGGGCAUUUUACUUAAGUGUUUACUUCAGUAAUAUUUUGUGCUGUAUAUACUUAUUCCAAGAGUUAUUGAUAUUUCCUGAAUAAUUUACUGUAGGAAAAUUUUGAAACUCACAUAUAUUUAAAAUAUAAGUGCAUUGUUUGAAAAUGCUUCAUCAUCAAUUAUCAAAGCUCUAAACUUUUCUCAUUUUUAGCUUGCAGCGAAUAAUUUUUCUCAGUUUUCAUCCUCACUGUUUCAUCUUGUGCCAUCUUUAAUCUCUCUUAGUUUCAUUGCUCAUUUGAGUUAUCUGAUUUGACAACUUUAUAUUUGAAUUGCUUUCAUUUGCAUAAACUGCUAUUCCUGGUAACUGGUCCGCUUGAUCAGGAACGCAUUUUGCUUUGUGAUCCUGCAAUAUGAAAGGUUAUCAAGUGAGCAUUUUCAGAUCCAGCAUCUUCUUGUUUUGUGUCUAUUUUGUCAGUCUAUAAUAAUAUGUAGAUCUAUGCUUAAUUGAUUCUUAUAGAGCGGAGUGAGGAUUUUCGUUGAAGUGGUCAAGUAUAAUGUAUGUGGAUAUUACACACUUGUACAUUAUCUGUUUUCAGGCUGAUUUUUAUUUUUUGAAUUGCAAAUUUAGAGCACUACUAACUUGCUGUUUAACUGCUUCAGACUUUUGUUUUACUUGAACAAAUAAAAUCUAUCAGUGAAUAAUACACCUGUGCCUUUGGCAUGAAAUGCAAUAAAAGAUAGGAGAGGAAAAAUAUGAAGUAAAAUGAACAGAAUAUAUAUAAAUAACUUUUAUAUAUAGCCUACGUUUACUGUGAGUUAUGAUGAGGAAUGGGGAAAAUGGCAUUGUGUGUUUGGAUGCGACCAGAUUGGUUACUUUGGUGUGAGUUGUAACUAUUUGCAUAUGAACAUGUGCAUAAGAGUGUUUGCAGAAUGGAAAUGGUGGAGGAUGUUAUACUUUUAGUUUUCUUUUAGAGAGAUUGAGAUUGGAGGUAAAUCUUUAUUAUUUGUAAAAGAAACCCAAAAGAAAUUGGAGUGAUGACACUGUAAAAUUAAUAAUUUUUGGUCUGGAUAGGCCUGUGUAAACUAUGUUACAAGCAAUUAAAGAACUUCUACAAAGC